Messenger RNA from Cryptomeria japonica (Japanese cedar), 2418 nucleotides. Its product is annotated as pyruvate kinase 1, cytosolic. Gene Ontology annotation, cellular component: cytoplasm. Gene Ontology annotation, molecular function: magnesium ion binding; potassium ion binding; pyruvate kinase activity. The transcript has 17 exons. The record is from RefSeq and is a predicted model, not a curated record. Bases 242 to 1921 code for a protein of 559 amino acids. Gene Ontology annotation, biological process: glycolytic process. NCBI's taxonomy places the organism in Eukaryota, Viridiplantae, Streptophyta, Pinopsida, Cupressales, Cupressaceae.
GGCCAAAAUAGAAAAGAAAGAGAAGAGUAGGCAUUGAAGUCAAACGUAACAGCGAGCUUGGGAAACUGCGGCUCAGAGAAGAGAGCAGAAUUUCGGCGGCAGGCCUAACAUAAGUUUUUUGUGCCUUCCCUUAAUAAGUACUUAAUCUUUCUACCACCACAACAUACAGAUUCUCUGCAAUUUGUGAAGAUUUUCAUCGCAGGAGAAGCUUUGUUUUAGAUAGUAAAGAAAGGAAACGAAAAUGCAGGGAGCUCAUUUAUUGCUCGAGGAGCCUAUUCGCAUGGCUUCGAUCCUCGAACCAUCCAAGACUAAUUUUUUUCCAGCAAUGACAAAGAUUGUUGGCACACUUGGACCAAAUUCGCGAUCUGUUGAAGUGAUUGAGGGAUGUCUAAGGGCUGGAAUGUCUGUUGCUCGUUUUGAUUUCUCAGAUGGAGACAAUGACUAUCAUCAAGAAACUCUUGAAAAUCUCAAGAUUGCCGUAAAGAAAGUUAAAAAGCUUUGUGCUGUCAUGUUGGAUACAGCUGGUGCAGAAUUGCAAGUUGUCAACAAGAGUCAGCAGGCUAUUGUGCUAGAGAUGGAUGCUUUUGUGACUUUAACACCUGAUCAGAGCAAAGAGGCAUCAUCUGAAGUCUUGCCAAUAAACUAUGGAGGACUUGCAAAGGUAGUGACAAAAGGAGAUACAAUAUUUGUUGGGCAAUAUCUGUUUACUGGAAGUGAGACAACCUCUGUCUGGCUUGAGGUUGCAGAUUUUAAAGGACAAGAUGUAAUUUGCAUUGUCAAAAAUAGUUCCACACUUGCUGGCUCAUUGUUUACAAUGCAUGUCUCACGAGUUCAUAUUGACCAUCCUACUCUCAGUGAUGCAGAUAAGCAUGUUAUUGCAACUUGGGGAGUACGUAACAGCAUUGACUUUAUCUCUUUGUCAUAUACCCGGCAUGCUGAAGAUAUUCGACAGACACGUGCUUAUCUUGCUGAGCUUGGUAAUCUUCAAGAGACACAAAUAUUUGCGAAGAUUGAAAAUGUAGAGGGUCUGGAACAUUUUGAUGAGAUCUUGCAAGAAGCAGAUGGGAUCAUUCUUUCACGUGGAAAUUUAGGGAUAGAUCUUCCACCAGAAAAGGUGUUUUUAUUCCAGAAGGCUGCCGUACAUAAGUGUAAUAUGGUUGGAAAGCCAGCUGUUAUCACUCGUGUUGUUGACAGUAUGACAGACAAUCUACGCCCAACUCGUGCAGAAGCAACUGAUGUUGCAAAUGCUGUGCUUGAUGGUACAGAUGCAAUUCUGUUAGGUGCAGAGACUUUUCGUGGAUUAUAUCCCAUUGAGACCAUCUCAACUGUAGGAAGGAUCUGUGCAGAAGCAGAGAAGGUGUACAAUCAGGCUGUUUAUUUUAAGAAGACUCUCAAAUGUCAAAGUGAACCAAUGUCUCACUUGGAAUGCAUUGCAACCUCUGCAGUAAGUGCAGCAAUCAAAGUGAAGGCUUCUGUUAUAGCAGUAUUUACAACAUCCGGACGAACUGCUAAGUUGAUUGCGAAGUACAGACCUACUAUGCCAGUAAUUUCUGUUGUCAUUCCAAGGUUGACAACAAAUCAACUGAGAUGGAGCUUUACUGGUGCAUUUCAGAACCCGAACCAGUUCACUUUGGGUAACUCAUUGGUCACAUUUCCAGAGGAUUCAAACUCAUGCUCUCUUGUAUCAUCAGACAGAUCCAUUCUUCAGGCAAGACAGUCUCUCAUUGUUAGAGGAAUUUUUCCUAUGCUGGCAGAUCCGCGACACCCGGCUGAGUCAACCAGUGCCACAAAUGAGUCUGUAUUGAAGAUUGCAUUGGAGCAUGGUAAAGCAGCAGGAUUGAUCAAGCCUCAUGAUCGAAUUGUUGUAUGCCAAAAAAUAGGCGAUUCAGCAGUUGUGAAGAUAAUUGAGCUUGAAGAUUAGAGUGAUGGAAAAAGCGGUGUGUGGUUAUUUACUGUAUGUAUGCUUUUUGUUGAGGUAUUUGCAUGUACCUCAUUUAUCCAAUAGCUAAAAGACAGCUGAUAGUACUCUCUCAAUUUUGUAGACCUUUUAGGUUGCAUUUUGAAUCUCUCUGCAAAAUCUAUGCUGAUUCAGCAAGUGAAUUUUGAUAUUCAAAGUUUUGUUUCUGGUAAUGUAAGCCAGUGCUUAAUUUAAUGAAAUAAGUUUUGCUUAGGCCCAUUAUAUAAUAGGCAAGUACACUAAUUAUUUCCAUACGAAAUCGCAUGGCGAGCCUGUAGUAGAGUGUAAUAGUAACGCUUUGCAUUGAGUCUGUAAAUUCCUGCAUUGGAUGUUCGAACUGUAUUUUACAUCCAAGAGUAAUUUAUUGUAGAUGAAAUCAAAGUGGAAUUUAGAAAUAUGGUUUCUCCACAUUAUAUCAGACAUAUUACUAUGAGACAUUAAGGAAUGCUGAUUCACUUCAA